GGGAAAUGAAAUCUGAUAAGUAUGGUAACUUGAUCAUGUGCUAUGACUGAUCCAUUGUAGGUUUUGUAAAAGUAUAAAAUCUUGAUAUUUAUCACAUGAUCAUUUAGUAUAUAUAUGUGUGCAAUUAUAGCACUUCGAGGUACGGUUUUAGACAAUUUUAUGCCAAUUGUUACUUCCCGAUCUCCCAAGUUACCUAAGAUAUGUGGGAUUCAUAAUUUGCAUCAUUCAGUAAGAAAACAACAAAAUGUAAAUCGUCAACCACGUAAAAAUCCCGUAGUCAGAUUAAAAAAGCCGAGAACUUUUGGACUUUAUCUAGUAACCAAAAAAAAUCAAUACAAUAUUACAAGUUUCCAAAUAAGUUUAAGCUAUAAAGUAUUAUGUCGAAGUCCUAAUCUUGCACUGAGGAAUAACUAUUCAACACACUGUGAAUUAUUACCAAUUGACUAUUUAAAACGCGAUAAUUCAGCAAUACAUCAAAAACUUCCACGUGAAAUAACUACUGAUCGAUUGUGUGCGUUAAUCUUGCCUAGUCCACAUAUGAAAAAAUUAGAAAACAAAAAUGUAAUAUUAAAUCAGAAAUCAAGAAAAUUAUUGAAAAAAUCUCCAGAAUUACAAUUAAUGAGUGAUAAAUAUCGAUUGGCAAAUCUUCAAAGUAAAAUACCCAAAACAAAACGAUUCUUGGAUCCCAAACUUUGUGAUCGACUUAUUUAUAACAGUAGUCGAUUGAAAUUUUUUUAUGAUUCAUUAUACCAAUGUAACCUUCCAGCAAUUAAAUUUGUAUUGGAACGUGAACCUGGUUUGAUUUUAGACGCUAUUGAACCGAAUACUGGUUAUUCUACUCUAUUAGUAGCUUUAUUAAUUAAAUCUCCUGUGAGACGAGAAAAACUUAUGAAAUUGUUAUUGAAAUAUUUAACCAAAUAUAUAAAUAUGUACAAUGAUUGUAUUAAUGAAAGUGAGAUAUGUGAACAGAUUAUUCAAUUGAAUGAUCCAAUUGAAGGACGUGAUUGUAUUGGCUGGACAUGUAUAUUAGGUUUUGAAAAUGAAUUCAGUUUAUUAAUUACACAUUUAUUAGCCAGUAUUGAUUUUCAUAAAUCUGACUUCUAUGGUAAUACAUAUUUACAUUUAGCUAUAAUGGGUGGUUCUGUUAAUAUUGUAAAUUGUUUAUGUCAAUUUAUGCGAAAGUAUUGUAUUUCAAUUGAGAAUUGUAUUAAUUUUUCUGGUUUAAAUCCAAUUCAAUUAGCCUAUCGUUUACACUUCUAUUCAAUUUUAGAUAUUUUAAAACAAUGAGUUUGAUUAAAAUGUCAAUAAUUUUGUUUGUAAUGCUCUCUUCUUUAAUCUCAUCUUAAGGAAUUAGAUUGAUAAAUUAAGGUUAUAAUUGAUCUUCAUCUAAAUCGCUCAGUAUGGGGUGAUUAUAAAAGAAAAGGAGUAAGUAUUUUUGUAAAAAUAUUUUCAUCUGU
This is a messenger RNA of Schistosoma bovis, 1457 nucleotides long. Lineage: Eukaryota; Metazoa; Platyhelminthes; Trematoda; Strigeidida; Schistosomatidae. The record is from the annotation of a GenBank genome assembly.